This is a messenger RNA of Nicotiana attenuata, 675 nucleotides long. Its product is annotated as histone H2B-like. Gene Ontology annotation, cellular component: nucleosome. Gene Ontology annotation, molecular function: structural constituent of chromatin; DNA binding; protein heterodimerization activity. NCBI's taxonomy places the organism in Eukaryota, Viridiplantae, Streptophyta, Magnoliopsida, Solanales, Solanaceae. The transcript has a single exon. The coding region runs from base 97 to 534 and encodes 145 amino acids. Gene Ontology annotation, biological process: nucleosome assembly. The record is from RefSeq and is a predicted model, not a curated record.
CUUGUUUUCUCCUCACACCUCAACCAUUCAUCAAUCGAAGUCCUUUCUUUUUCGCUCUAAAAAAACUCCUUGUUUAUUUUCUCUAUCUUCCUGACAAUGGCACCAAAAGCUGAGAAAAAGCCCGCCGAGAAGAAACCAGCAGCAGAAAAAACCCCCGCCGCAGAGAAAGCUCCGAAGCCAAAGGCCGGCAAAAAACUACCGAAGGAUGGCGGAGCUGCCGCUGCCGGAGACAAGAAGAAGAAGAGAGCCAAAAAGUCGGUUGAAACUUACAAGAUCUACAUCUUCAAGGUGCUGAAACAAGUACAUCCUGAUAUAGGUAUUUCAAGUAAAGCUAUGGGUAUAAUGAACAGUUUCAUCAACGAUAUCUUCGAGAAGCUUGCUCAGGAAUCUUCUAGACUUGCUAGGUACAACAAGAAGCCGACUAUUACUUCUCGGGAAAUUCAGACUGCUGUGAGACUUGUACUUCCUGGUGAAUUGGCUAAGCACGCCGUUUCUGAAGGCACUAAGGCUGUUACUAAAUUCACUAGCUCUUGAAUGUUGGAUUAGGGUUUGGUUCUGUUUGUUUGGUCUUAUUAGGGUUCUGUCGAUGUAAAAAUAGUUUAAUUAGUUUGCUUUUAAGUAAAUCUAUUGUAAUCGACUGAGUUAUGAAUGGAAUUAAUCAGCUUUCUACAUUGA